UGCGACGGUCUUCGAACACCACUCAAACUUAUCCGCCCUCAGGCAUUCUCAGAUUUCCCCAGACACAUGCGCCAUGCCUGAGUGCCUCAGUAAAAAUCGGCUCACUAUUGCAGAUGCUUCUUCGUUCCCACGGAAGGCUGCCAAGCCGAGGGGGCAGCAAUGUUUCACGGGGUCUUCACUUUCUUGGAUGCUCAAUUUCAUGCGUAGAUAAAGCACUACAUGUCCCUGCGACAGUACUUCUCUCACCCCAUCUCUUCUCCAUAACAGUGUCGGUCUUGCGCCAAUCUAUUCCAUUCCCUUUCUUUCACUCUUCGCUUCAUCUCUUAGCUUUCGAGCCGGCCUCCUAGUUGAGCCUUUUCAGUCUUUGCCUUUCUAUUGAACCAUUUUAGUAGCUUGCAGCGCAGGCGUACACGUUCUUUCUCGAACAUAUUCUAAAAAACACAACAACUAGUCAUAAUGAAGUACAUCGCAACUCUAGCACUUGCUGCCGGCCUCGCCGCCGCCGAAAUGCAAGUCAUGUCUCUCGCGCCAGCAGCACCAGGAGGACCCGCGACACACACUAUCGUCGUCGGUGGACUCAAACCUGUUGCGACCGGAAUGGCACCUGUCUUGGGAUACUCGCCUGAAGCUAUCAAUGCCGCCAUUGGCGACGUUGUCAAAUUCGAAUUCAAGCAGAAGAACCAUACCGCUACCGAAUCAACCUUCGCCGAACCUUGCAAGAAGAAGGAGGGAGGUUUGGACUCCGGCUUCAUGCCCAACCCUGAGGGCAAGGCCGGUGUUGAGUGGAACAUGACCGUUGAGACUCUCGAGCCUCUUUGGUUCUACUGCAAGCAACAAAACGGUGUCCACUGCGGCAAGGGCAUGGUUUUCUCUAUCAACGCAAAGCCCGACGGUGACAAGUCAAUGUCAGCAUUCAAGCAGCUCGCCAUCAACAAGAACGGAACCGAGCAAGCACCUCUUACCACCGGAGCCCUCCAGAAUGUUGAUCCUGGAGCACAGGCCGCCCCAACCACCGUCACCAUCGAAGCCGGAGUCGGAGGUGGUGUCGCAACUGGCACUGCUCCUGGCGCACUCGCAACCGCUACUGUCGUCGCCGGCAAUGGACAGAACGCACAGGGCCAGGCCUGCGCGUGCCAGUGUCUCUGCGGCAUGAACUCUUUCCCCGCGCAAGCCGCUGUCAACAACUUCGGAGGAUUUGCCGGCAUGAUCCCUGCUGCUUAAAGGGUCGCUCGAGUCAAAAAGGGAUGGAUGCAUGGACACUGGAAGAUAGUAAUAGCUUCCGUGUAGCACUAUCGAGCGUCGUAGUAGGAUGGGGAGGUUUUCUUGGUUCUUUUGAUGAUCGGGUUUGAUGCUGCUAAUUGCGCAUCUUGACGAAAGGAGCCCUUUAUACCAUUUUAUUGUUGCCACUUCUUUUCCGGCGUUGAAGCAUUAUACCGUAAUCCACAUGCCUCUAUGCAGGUGACAAUGUGGUAGUGUUGUGUACAAUUAAACUUAGAAUCUUGAAUGCAAAGACUCAAAAAAGAUCAAUGUUCAAACAAUCUACAUCUGUGUUUAGCAUAUAGAGAAGUGUG
Aaosphaeria arxii CBS 175.79 is the source of this 1571-nucleotide messenger RNA. RefSeq lists its product as uncharacterized. The record is from RefSeq and is a predicted model, not a curated record. Lineage: Eukaryota; Fungi; Ascomycota; Dothideomycetes; Pleosporales. Bases 457 to 1221 code for a protein of 254 amino acids. The transcript is spliced from 3 exons.